AUGUUGAGCCAAUUGCUUGCCUUGCUGGCCGUCUGGCUUUUUGUCGGUUGGACGUCGGUUGCAAGCGGCCACGGCGCAUUUGUCAGCAUGCCGAGGCCAAGCGAGGCGCACCGUCGAAGGCAAUCGUGUUUGCAACGUGAAGCGCGAGCGCCGGCGAUGCUGUCGCGCCUCGGCCCGCCGCCUCCGUCCGUCCGUACGUCCGUCCGUCCGCCACCCUCCGCUCCACACGCCGACACAAAUGGCCACCGCUGCACCACCGCUCUGUCUUUUCCCAUUCACCUCUUCCCUCCUCCCUCCUCCCUCCUCCCAGCACACUCGGUCAUCCGGCACACACUCAGUCGUCGUCUAUUUACUGGCAAUUUCCGAGUUCGGUUUCGCUUUCAGUUUCAGUUUCGGUUUUGUUUUUUUGCUUUCGGUUUCGUUUUCGCUGCCACGUUUGGUCCACCGGCGGUUGCAAAUGCAGUCGGCGGGCGCUGUGAGUGUGCAGCCGAGGCGUGCUGA
Molecule: messenger RNA, 501 nt
Organism: Protopolystoma xenopodis
Lineage: Eukaryota; Metazoa; Platyhelminthes; Monogenea; Polystomatidea; Polystomatidae
Source: the annotation of a GenBank genome assembly